Molecule: messenger RNA, 4352 nt
Organism: Oncorhynchus kisutch (coho salmon)
Lineage: Eukaryota; Metazoa; Chordata; Actinopteri; Salmoniformes; Salmonidae
Product: pikachurin
Exons: 23
Coding region: 321-3560 (1079 amino acids)
Molecular function (GO): protein binding; calcium ion binding
Source: RefSeq, a predicted model, not a curated record
UACCUGGCUGCACUGAUAGAAGGUGCUGUCAAAACUGUAGCGUACGUCACUGGAGGACAGUACACGCCCACUGUACUGGUAGGCUCUCUGAAGAUAAUUCCCGCCGAUAUGGUCCAGAUACGCUGUGUAGAAGGCUGUCUGGUAUCAUCAUCCGAAUGUUGACCGUCUCGGAGAGAUGAUUGAACUCGUCUUGCUUGCGCAUACACACACCUAUUCUCGGGAAACAUUUUCCGUUUGCAACAGAGUGCACACUCGCUCAAACGCAUUCCUCAAAGUUUUAUGCUCUGUGUUGUUUACAGUUGAUUAACUCUUUCUGAGUUAUGGAUGUCUUGAGUCAAAAGAUACGCAUGUGCUUUAUUGUGUUGGUGUUACUGAACGCGGUGGGCAUAUCUUUUGCUGUUAAAAGGACGUACGUCAGAGGAUCAGAGCGUCUCCAUCCACCUCUGGACAUUGAGCUGGAGACGAUCAACUGCACUGCAGUCCGGGUCAAGUGGUGGAUACCCUUGAGACACAUCAGUACUGUUACAGGUUACAAGGUGUUUUACACUGAGAUGAGGAAUGGCCGUCCAGCAAGUUCAGCAGUAGCAGUGAAUGUUCGUCUCAGUUUGGACGUGUUGGCUGCAGUAAAGUUCAAUGGGCACACCAUUUUUGAUGUAGAAAUUGGCAGUUUGAAGAUGGCAGCUCAGUAUGUGUUUAGUGUCGGUGCGUAUGGAUGGGCAGGAGAGGGACGACCCAGCGUGCCACGGAGAGUCAGCACCUUCCAACCAGAGAUGUGCAUGCCCCCCUCGGCCCCCUCACAACCAGCCGUAAGGGCUGUGUCGGACACUGAAACUGAGUUGUCAUGGAAACAGAGUGAAAGAAAGGGAAGCUCACCCGUCCUUCAUUUCAUUGUGUAUUAUAUCAGACCAGAGCUGGACUCUGAUUGGACGUCCCUAAAGGAUCCAGUGAACAGCAGCUCGGUGGUUGUGAGAGGACUGGAUCCUGACACUCAGUACCAUUUUGCUGUCCAGGCAGUCAAUGUCUACGGAGCCAGCCCACACAGUGCCAUCACUGACCCAGUAUGGACCUUCAUCUCUGUGUUAGGUGUGCAGGAAGGGGGCAGCGGGAGCCUGGGUCAGGGUUCUCCUGGCAACGGCAACAUUCAUCUGGAGGAUUUGACUGACGUUAAGAACUCUGAUUAUGGGGCCCUCAUUCAGGAGCCACUUUUCUCUCUAGAAGAAGACCGAAGAUCUCUGCCGAGGUCCCGAACAUGGAGUCCCAUCUCUCACACAGGGGGAGGAGGAAUGUCUUCUAGAGAGAACACUGCUGAUUCUGGCACCAUCAUCACUGUUAACAAGGCAACCACUAUAAUAUCCACCUCUACCACACCCAUUCCCACCAACCACACCCAUACCACCGACCCAGUUGCCCUCACCUCGUCUCCUGGCCUGGAUAGCCUUCUGCCGACCCCUAGCUCAGCCCCACUCCCGGCCCGCUCCACCCUGGCUGGCCCCCUCUCCCCUACCCCUCCCGGCCCCAGGUCCCAGUGGAAGGGACAGGUGAGGGGGCUGUAUGACCUGGCCUGUGAGGACGCUGUAUGUUCUCUCAACAGUGUGUGUGUAGAUGACUACCAAAGUGGGGGAUCUCGCUGUUACUGUGCCCUGGGCCGAGGAGGGGACGCCUGCUCUCAGGUUGUAGUGGUGAAAUAUCCACAGUUUUACGGCUUCUCCCAUGUUGCCUUUGAGCCUCUGAAGAAUUCCUAUCAAUCCUUUCAGAUCAUGCUUGUGUUUAAGACUGACUCAGAGAAUGGCCUUCUGUUGUUCUGUGGGGAGAAUGAACAUGGCAGUGGAGACUUCACCUCGCUGGCUCUCAUACAUGGGAAGCUCCACUUUAGGUUUAACUGUGGCACAGGCACUGCCCAGAUAGUGAGUGGGAGUCGGGUGGCACUGGACCAGUGGCACAGUGUCGUUGUCGGCAGGGAGGGUGCGAUUGGCUGGCUAAGACUGGACAAUGACACACCUGUCACAGGACACUCACAGGGGGACUACAAUAAGAUCACAUUCAGAACCCCUCUUUACGUGGGCGGCUCCCCUAAUGCUUAUUGGCUGGCCAGGACAGCAGGGACCAAUCGGGGUUUCCAGGGGUGUAUCCAGACGCUAAGUAUCAACAGCAGGGUGACGGACAUGAGGCCUUGGCCAAUGGGAUGGGCUCUUAGUGGGGCGGAUGUGGGAGAAUGCAGUGCCAGUGUCUGUGAAGGGGUCACCUGUGCCAAUGAAGGAACUUGCUUUGCCAGCCAUGCAGAUGGGUACAUAUGUCUGUGCGCACUGGGUUAUAGGGGUCCUCUAUGCCAGGAGAGCUUCCAGCUGGUGGUGCCGUACUUUAACGCGUCUGUGCUGUCGUACGCCAGCGCCCCCUGGCCUCGGUCUUCCAGACACUACCUGUCCUGGAUGGAGUUUGAGGUGACCUUCAGGCCGACGGCUCCUGAUGGCAUUCUGCUCUACAGCCAGGACUCAGCCAGCAGAGACUUCCUGUCAAUCAGUCUGCUGGGAGGAUACUUGGAGUUCAGCUUCGACUGUGGCUCUGGGACAGCCACCAUCAGGAGUGAAGAGACGCUCACAAUGAACGAGUGGCAUGAGCUGCGUGUCUCCAGGACGGGCAGAGAGGGCAUCCUGCAGGUGGAUAACCAGAUGCCCACACACAGCCUGGGUGAGGGAGCAUUCACUCAGAUCAGGUGCAGCGGUCCUCUGUACAUCGGGGGCGUUCCAGAACACACCAACCCCAGGACUAAGAUCAACGCUGGUGCCGCCUUGCUCCACCACUUCACUGGCAGUAUCCAAAAGAUCACUCUUAAUGAGCGCAGCAUCCGUCUGCCCCAGGACUUCUCUGAAGGGGUAAACAUGGAGAACUCCCUGCACCCCUGUGUAGACUCCCCCUGUGCCAACAGGGGCACAUGCCGCCCAAAACAGGCCUUGUAUGAGUGUGACUGUCCCCUGGGAUACACUGGAAAGCACUGUCUACAAGUAACCGAGGCAACUGAGACUCCCCAGUUUAUUGGACGAAGCUACCUCGUUUAUAACAACAAGGACAUUUUAAAGAGGGUGUCAGGCUGCAGGACUCAUGUGUUGCUGCGCUUUAGGAGCUCCGCUCAGGAUGGCUUGUUGCUAUGGCGAGGCCACACUCCUGUGAGAGCCAACAGUGACUUUGUUUCUCUGGGCUUGGUCGACGGGGCUCUCAUCUUCAGCUAUAACCUUGGAAGUGGUGUUGCCAUAGUAAUGAUCAAUGGAACCUUUAGUGAUGGACAAUGGCAUCGGGUCAAGGCAGUCAGAGAUGGCCAGUAUGGGAGCCUGACAGUGGACCACUAUGAGACCAGUACAGGGAGAUCACCAGGCAACAUGAGACAGCUCAAUACCAACAGCAUGGUGUACCUGGGUGGAAUGAAAGAGGUUGGCUUGUAUACCCAUGGCCAGUACCUGUGGGGCCUGGUGGGCUGCAUUUCUCAGCUCACCCUCUCUACUGACUACCACCUGUCUCUGGUGGAGGAUGCUGCCGCCGGCAAGAACAUCAACACAUGCCGGCCCUGACAGCUGCUAACCUCGUUUCCCUGGGUACUCAUUUACAGGGGGGACUCAUUUACAGGGGAGACUCAUUUACAGGGGGACUCAUUUACAGGGGGGACUCAUUUACAGGGGGGACUCAUUUACAGGGGAGACUCAUUUACAGGGGAGACUCAUUUACAGGGGAGACUCAUUUACAGGGGAGACCAUGAGCAGACUAUAUCAUGUUUUAUAAUUAUGUUCAUAUUCACUGUAUGUCUUCGGAUGAACCCAAACACUCAAUUGAUGGUUAAACUUGCAAAUAUUUAAUUAUUUAUAGUUUUUUUACUGUAAAUAAUUUCCAUUGUUUUGAGAAUGUAUAGAUUUUGGGGGGGGGGGGAUUCCCGUCUCAUGGGCAGUAUAGAGGCAUGAAACAGCCUUCUAGAAUCUCUUCGUGCCUGAUACUGAGGUGGGGUGUAGGGUUUUGUACUGUCAGAUACUGCUAUCCAGCUGUUUUGUGUAUUUAAUCCCGUAAUACAUGCAUUGUGUUUACUUUAUGUUCAUAUUCUUAACGCUUAUUAUUUCUUAUUGUUGUUGCAUUGUACAGAAGGAACCUGCAAGUUAGCAUUUCCUUGGACUGUGUACACCAUGUGUAUCCUGUACAUAUGACAAACACAACGUUCAACUUGCAUUGUAACCAUAUAUCUGUCAAAGGAAAUAUAUAGGAUGUAUAUGUAUUGCAAUAUGCGGUAUAUUUUAUGGAUGUGGAAAUAUAUACAAAUGCCAUAACAUGUCCUGACAUGCCUUUUUACAAACAUAAACAUUUGAAAUAGCAUGUUA